Messenger RNA from Zygosaccharomyces rouxii, 1371 nucleotides. RefSeq names its product glutamate-5-semialdehyde dehydrogenase (gene PRO2). The record is from RefSeq and is a predicted model, not a curated record. Lineage: Eukaryota; Fungi; Ascomycota; Saccharomycetes; Saccharomycetales; Saccharomycetaceae. The transcript has a single exon. Gene Ontology annotation, molecular function: NADP binding; glutamate-5-semialdehyde dehydrogenase (NADP+) activity. The coding region runs from base 1 to 1371 and encodes 456 amino acids.
AUGUCAACCUCUGAAAAGAUUGCGAAGGAUGCCCGUAGGGCAGGUAACAUUUUGAAAACAAUUUCUAAUGAAAACAGAUCAAAAGUUUUGUACAAAAUUCAUGAUGAAUUGAAGGCUCAUGCGAAUGCCAUUCAGGAAGCUAACAAGCUUGAUCUGCAGACUGCAAGAGAGACUGGUUUGGCAGAUUCAUUGGUGAAAAGAUUAGAUCUUUUCAAGGGUGAUAAAUUUGAUACUAUGCUUCAAGGGAUUAAAGACGUUGCAGAACUACCAGAUCCCGUAGGUAAAGUCAAUUUUGCAAGAGAGAUUGAUGAGCAUCUAACUUUAUACCAAGUUACAGCACCAGUUGGUGUCCUGUUGGUGAUUUUUGAAUCUCGUCCAGAAGUCAUUGCCAAUAUCACUGCUCUGGCGAUUAAAUCGGGGAAUGCAGGUAUCUUGAAGGGCGGUAAAGAAUCUAUCAACACCUUUAGAGAGAUGGCGCGUAUCAUUGAUGGCACCAUUGCUCAAAAUGAAUCCCAAACAGGUGUUCCCGUUGGAUCAGUUCAAUUGAUUGAAACUAGGGAAGAUGUUUCUGACCUUUUGAGUCAGGACGAAUACAUCGAUUUAGUGGUUCCUCGUGGAUCCAAUGCACUUGUGAAAAACAUCAAGUCUUCUACCAAGAUCCCUGUCUUGGGUCAUGCUGAUGGUAUUUGCUCUGUUUACCUAGAUGAAGAUGCCGACUUGGAAAAGGCCAAAAGAAUCGUUUUAGAUGCAAAGACAAACUAUCCCGCCGGUUGUAAUGCGAUGGAAACUUUGUUAAUUAAUCCUAAACUUAAUAACUGGUGUGAAGUCUUGGAGUCUUUGGCUCGUAAAGGAGGUGUCACUUUGCAUGCUACCACAGAUGUGAAACAGGCUUAUUUGAAAUCUUUGGAAAAAUCUGGUCAUCUAGACGAAGAACUUGAAUCUAAGCUUGUCGAUGUUGAUGAAUCUAAGGAUUUUGACGGUGAAUUCUUGUCUCUAGAUUGUGCUGUGGCAUUCGUCUCCAGUACACAAGAGGCCAUCCAGCACAUCAAUUUGCAUUCUUCCAAGCAUACAGAUUGUAUUGUCACAGAAAAUACACCAAAUGCUGAACUCUUUUUGAAGGGUGUAGAUUCAGCUGGUGUAUAUUGGAAUGCAUCGACAAGAUUUGCUGAUGGUUUCAGAUACGGUUUUGGUACUGAGGUUGGUAUUUCCACAUCCAAAAUCCAUGCCCGUGGACCAGUGGGUCUAGAUGGUCUUGUUAGUUACCAAUAUCAACUAAGAGGUAACGGUCAAGUUGCCAGUGAUUAUCAAGGUGCAGGUGGCUCUAGAGCUUUUGUGCAUAAAGAUUUGGAUGUCAGUCACGUAUCCUUGUAA